UACCCCCAGCCCCCCCCCCGUCUACCCGGCCCCCGGCUUUGGUCCGGGCCAAGAUGGCGAAGCUGCUGAGCUGUGUGCUGGGGCCGCGGCUGUACCGGGUCUAUCGAGAUCGGGGGCCGGCCAGGCCCCCCCGGGAUGGGGACGAGGCAGCCGAGGGGGCCCAGGAUGGUUCUUGGCAGGAGUCGUACUACCAGCCACGGACACUGGAGAAGCAUGCUGACAGCAUCCUGGCCUUGGCGUCGGUGCUCUGGUCUAUUUCCUAUUACACUUCCCCCCUGGCUAUGUUCUACUUGUACCGAAAAGGAUACCUGACUAUGUCGAAGGUGGUUCCUUUCUCUCACUACGCUGGGACCAUGCUGCUCCUUUUGGCCGGGGUCGCCUGCCUGAGAGGCAUCGGGCGCUGGGCCAACCCCCAGUACAUCCAGUUCAUCACCAUCCUGGAAGAUAGCCACCGCAUCGGCACCCCAGAAAUCAAGAAGAAACUCGCCAGCUACAACUUCGACUUCCGGAGCUGGCCCGUGGACUUCCGCUGGGACAAGGUCACUAGCCGGUCGGACUCCCGGGGCGUCUCGCUGCUGCGGCCGGAGCCCAAACACCGGAGCGCGGCCAACGGCUUCCUCCAUGCCAUCAAGAAGCUGCCCUGCCAGAUCGCCAGCUACAUCGUGGCGCACACCUUCGGGCGCAGGAUGCUGUAUCCCGGCUCCGUCUACCUGCUACAGAAAGCCGUCAUGCCCAUGCUGCUGCAGGGCCAGGCCCGCCUGGUGGAGGAGUACAACGGGAAACGAGCCAAGCUGUUAGCCUGUGACGGCAACGAGAUUGACACGAUGUUCGUGGACCGUCGGGAAAGCUCCGAGCCCCACGGCAAGAAACUGGUGAUCUGUUGUGAAGGCAACGCUGGAUUCUAUGAGGUUGGCUGCCUGCCUACCCCCCUGGAUGCUGGCUACUCGGUGCUCGGAUGGAACCACCCCGGCUUCGCUGGCAGCACGGGCAUCCCCCUGCCACAGAACGAGGCCAACGCCAUGGAUGUGGUGAUGCAAUACGCCAUCCACCAGCUGGGCUUCCUGCCCGAGGACAUCGUGGUGUACGCCUGGUCCAUCGGGGGCUUCACAGCCACGUGGGCGGCCAUGUCAUACCCAGACAUCAGCGCCCUGGUGCUGGAUGCCUCCUUUGACGACCUGGUCCCCCUGGCACUCAAGGUCAUGCCAGAGAGCUGCAGAGGCUUAGUCACCAGGACGGUGAGGCAAUACUUGAACCUGAACAACGGCGAGCAGCUUUGCAGAUACCAGGGGCCCGUGUUGCUGGUCAGAAGAACAAAGGAUGAAAUUAUCACAACCACAGUCCCGGAAGAUAUCAUGUCAAACAGGGGGAAUGACCUGCUGCUGAAACUCCUCCAGCACCGGUACCCCAAGGUGAUGGCCGAGGAGGGGGUGCGAGUCGUUCGGGAAUGGCUAGAGGCUUCUAAUGCUGUGGAGGAAGCCUCUGUGUACAGCUCCUACGAGGUGGAUGAGGACUGGUGCCUGUCCGUGCUGAACUCCUACCAGGCCGAGCACGGCCGCCGCUUCCCAUGGAGCAUGGGGGAGGACAUGAUGCCCGAGGGGCGACGGCAGCUGGCCCUGUUCCUGGCCCGGAAGCACCUGCAGAACUUCGAGGCGACACACUGCACCCCACUGCCCCCCCCAGCCUUCCGUUUGCCCUGGCACUUGUAGCCAGGGGGCCCCCCCAUCAUGCCCAUCAAUUGCACUGACACCCCACUCCCCCGUUGGUCUGUUUUAUAUGGAGCCGGGUGCCCCCCUCCCUGCUGUGUGUGAGCCCCCCACCGCACGCUGUAAAUCCGCCCCCACCCCCAAACCUGGGGGCCCCCCGAGCUGGAGAAACUAACAGUAAAGAAGGUAUUUUUUGUACUUGGGGUCUGUGUGCCUGCGGCGAUGCAGCCAGCUCUGAGGGGCAGCCCCCCUAUGCCUGGAUCCUCGGCCCAGCCAUCAGGGGGCCCUGGCCCACAGUGGCUCCACUUUCCUCCAGCAGGGGGCAACCCCUCGUUCCCAGGCCUGCCGGGGUGGGCAGAGAUGGGGAGGGGUCGGUGCCUAACGUUCAUCCUGGCAGCUGCUUCAAUGCGGCUGUGCAGGGGCUGGGGAACUCCCAGCUACUGGAUGUGGGGCCAGAUGAUCUCCCAGGGCGGCUGGGCCUGUCCCAUGGGGCCUCUUCUCCGCUAUGGUGCUGAGCCCCCUUCACCGGGGGUCGCCCACUUACGCCCCUCGUUAGCCGACGGAGCUCUCUCCCGCACGCCAAGGCCUUAAUUAACCUGUGGGCCCCUGAGCACCAGGCUCUGAUCAAACCAGGCUGGGGAGGCUCCCCUGUGACCAGUCGUUAACCUGGGGAACUCACUGCCACUAGCUGCAGCCUGGAAUUAGAAACCCGCCACCGUUUCCUUUCCAGUUAAAACGACCUGAGCGCUGGUCUCUGGAGACGGGCGGGCGCCUCAUUCGCCUGCCCCACAAUGAAAGGACGGGCUCCCAGAGGCAGCUGUCAGAACUCACUGCCCUCUGUCAACAGGGCAGGAGUAGCUGGGGCAGUAGGGAGCAUUUCAGCCCUGAGGGGCAGCUUGGUAGGGGGGGCAUCUGCAGGCACGAACAGCAGGGAAGUGACCAUCAGUAGGUUUCAGAGUGAACGCUGUGGGGACCGGCUGGCUCAGGCUCCCGGCAGACCCGGGUGCGGCUGGGCUGGUGGAAGUCUGGGCUGCCGUGAUAAGGGCCCCGGCCCCUGACUCAGCCCUGGAGGUGCCAACCAUGACGGCUCCCCCCAUUUCCCCCCUGCCCCUGUCAGUUCCUGCCCUGGAGCGAGAUGCGGACCCUGGCGGGGAGACGCCCUGAACCGAUGGGCUCGACCGUCUGGGUCCUGCUGGCCCUGCUGGUGCCCAGCCUGCUGUGGGGCUGUCGGAACAACCUCACCGUCUCCUCCAACCGGACCUCCCCCUUGGCCCUGACCCUCCGCUGCCGCCGCUGCCCCCUGCUGGCCGGCCCGGCCUCCUUCCGCUGGUUCCUCAAAUCCCGGCCCCUGGGCUACCAAGCGGGAGCGGGGGGCUACCGUGCAGCUGGACCCGUCCCGGCGGGCGGCCUGGGGGCGCUGGGAAUGUCGCCUCGGCGCCGCCUCUGGCGGCUUUGAGUUCUGCGUGGAGCCUCCCCUCAGGGCAGGGGGCCCAGGCCCCGGCUCUCAGUGGGGGAUCUGGGUCGCGGCGGCGGCUCUGGGUCUGAUCGGGGCAGGGUUGGGCGCUUGGUGCCUGUGGAGACGGAGGCGGGGCAGG
Gopherus flavomarginatus (Mexican gopher tortoise) is the source of this 3298-nucleotide messenger RNA. It is a transcript of the gene ABHD16A, whose product is annotated as abhydrolase domain containing 16A, phospholipase. The transcript has 22 exons. The coding region runs from base 54 to 1706 and encodes 550 amino acids. Gene Ontology annotation, biological process: phosphatidylserine catabolic process; monoacylglycerol catabolic process. Gene Ontology annotation, molecular function: glycerophospholipase activity; monoacylglycerol lipase activity. Gene Ontology annotation, cellular component: endomembrane system. The record is from RefSeq and is a predicted model, not a curated record. NCBI's taxonomy places the organism in Eukaryota, Metazoa, Chordata, Testudines, Testudinidae.